Molecule: messenger RNA, 708 nt
Organism: Trypanosoma conorhini
Lineage: Eukaryota; Euglenozoa; Kinetoplastea; Trypanosomatida; Trypanosomatidae
Exons: 1
Coding region: 1-708 (235 amino acids)
Source: RefSeq, a predicted model, not a curated record
AUGCGUUUAUGCAUUCCCUCUUUGCUAUUGUUAUUUUUCUUUCUUUUCCUUUUUGCCGCGCUUCCGCCGCGAAAGACGCGCAGCGAGGCGGGGCGCAUCUCCGGGCGCGGCCGCCAUCUCUUUUUUCCCUUCUCCCUCUUUUUUCGCUUCGGCUUCUCCGGUCGGUUGCAGGUCGCGCGCCGCUUGUUGGCCGCCGCCACAUACGCGGCGCGUUCGCGUGGGCAGCAGGCGCAGGAGGCGCUGCCGCGACGGCGGCUUGCGGCGAAAAGGUCCCGCCGCCGGCGCGACCGCGGCCCCUCCUCGAGGCACCAAACCCUGAAUAAUCCUGCUGCCACUCCCCCACAGCCGACCUCGCGGCGCACCCUUUCUUUUUUUUCUCUUCUCGAAGUUCUGGCGAGGCGCUGCCGGCCAAAGGGCACUCGAAGGGUAAGGGCAAGAGGACUGUGCGGAAGGGCUCCGAAGGCGAGGGAACGGGCCCGAUACGGCUGGUGGCGCUUAUGGCGGACGCGCCCCAGCAGCCGGCCCGCGGCGAGGGACCGCGGGAAACGGCCGGCGGCGAAGGGGCGCCGCGCGUUCUCGACUUUCCGCGGGGAGCUAGCGCUGGAUUUGCCGACGCCGUGCGCGGGUCGCGGGCGCUCGGCGCGACGAGCGGUCCUCCGAGCGGCACCGGCCUGCGAAGAUGGAUCAGGCGAGCGUGGGGAGCCCUGA